Fusarium sp. VM40 is the source of this 1218-nucleotide messenger RNA. The record is from the annotation of a GenBank genome assembly. NCBI's taxonomy places the organism in Eukaryota, Fungi, Ascomycota, Sordariomycetes, Hypocreales, Nectriaceae.
AUGUCAGCCCAACAGCAGUCGGCCUUUGGCGCCGCGGAAUACAUCCCGCCCGACCCUAUCUUCGAGGUGACCAAGAGAUUCAAUGCGGACCAGAGCCCACAGAAGGUGAAUCUCGGCCAGGGCACGUAUCGAGAUGAGAAUGCCAAGCCUUGGGUGCUACCAUCUGUAAGGGAGGCGGAGAAGCGCAUUGUGGAUCCUGGUCAUGAGUAUCUGCCUAUUGAGGGUUUGCAAAGCUUUCGAGAUGAGGCUUCGAAAUUGCUGUUUCACGAUACCUCUGCCCUGAAAGAGAAUAGAAUCGCCACAUGCCAGUCCAUCUCAGGUACCGGAUCGCUGCUGCUGGCAGGCCUUGUUCUCAAGAAGGCUAAUUCAGGUAUCGAGAACAUCAUCAUCACAGACCCAACUUGGUCAAACCACGAUUUACUAUUCCGAGAGAUUGGCUUCAACGUCAUAAGAGCACCAUAUUACAAAGAUCGGAGCUUCGACUUUGAGAGCUACAUUGAGGCGCUAAAAGCAGCCGACAAGCGCUCGGCGGUUGUUCUUCAUGCAUGCGCCCACAACCCAACAGGCUGCGAUCCUACUCAUGAUCAAUGGAAAGAGAUAGCCGCUGUUAUCAAGAAGAAUGGAAUCUUUCCUAUUAUCGAUUCUGCGUAUCUUGGCUUCAACUCGGGCAACUACGACGAAGAUGCCUGGGCUGUGAGAUACUUAAUUGAGGAUCUUGGUUUGGAAGCGGCGGUUUGUAUGUCGUUUGCGAAGAACAUGGGCUUGUAUGGCGAGCGCGUGGGUCUCACUGCGAUCGUAACAAAGUCAGAGGAUUCGAAGCGAACUGUCUUUUCACUUUUGCAAAAUGCCCAGCGGCAGACUGUUUCCAACCCUCCUGUUUAUGGAGCUAGACUCGCCGCUGCUGUUCUUAGCAACCGUGGCACGCUUGAGCAAUGGCAAAAGGAUCUUGUAACCAUGUCUUCUCGAAUCAGGUCGAUGAGGAAGAAACUAUAUGAAGAGCUUGUGCGGCUGGAAACUCCAGGGGACUGGUCGCAUAUUGUCAACCAGACGGGCAUGUUUGGGUAUACUGGGAUUAACAAACCGCAGAUUGAACGACUGGAAGACAAGUAUCACAUCUACAUGGCAAACACUUCAAGGAUCAGCCUGGCGGGUCUAAAUGAGCAUAACGUUGAGUAUGUGGCAAAAUCACUCGAUGAAGUGGUCCGAAAUGUGUCUUAG